Molecule: messenger RNA, 817 nt
Organism: Cajanus cajan (pigeon pea)
Lineage: Eukaryota; Viridiplantae; Streptophyta; Magnoliopsida; Fabales; Fabaceae
Product: ethylene-responsive transcription factor ERF011
Biological process (GO): regulation of DNA-templated transcription
Molecular function (GO): DNA binding; DNA-binding transcription factor activity
Source: RefSeq, a predicted model, not a curated record
GAAGUAACGUGGGGAGUGAGGGGUUAUAAGCGUAGUUGAGGAAGUGAUGCACUUUCACUCUCUCUCUCACUGAUUUGACAAAAGGAGAGAGAUGGAAGGAGAGAGAGAGAGGAAGAAGCGAGGGAGCGGGCAGGCACAGGCAGAGACACUAAGAAGAUACAAAGGAAUAAGGAUGAGGAAGUGGGGCAAGUGGGUCGCUGAAAUAAGGGAACCCAACAAGCGUUCAAGGAUUUGGCUCGGUUCCUAUUCCACCCCCGUCGCCGCCGCACGAGCCUACGACACCGCCGUCUUCUACCUCCGGGGACCCUCCGCGCGCCUCAACUUCCCCGACCUUCUCGUCGGGGAAGGCGCCGCCGCCCUCCUCGCCGGCUGCGACAUGUCUGCCGCUUCGAUUAGGAAGAAGGCCACCGAGGUUGGUGCCAGGGUCGACGCUCUCCAGGCCACCCUCCACCACCCUCAUGUUCCGCCUCCGCCGGAGCUUCUCUCCGGCGGCGGAGGCGGCGGUUCCGGGGACUUCGCCGAGCGGGUUGACCUCAAUAAGAUGCCCGAACCCGAGAGUUCCGACUGUGAGUGGGAGGUCAAUUGAAGGAGAAGCGGUGGUUGGUGGCUAACGUGCGCCGGCUGAGGCAAAGUGAAGUUCAACUUGUUGAUGAGGCCUUUGGUGGUGGUGUGGAUUACUGUACUCUAUCUUUUCCUUCUACUUUCCCUUUGAUAGUCUUUUUUUUUUUAUAAUUAGAUUUUACAAAGGAAAUUUUGGCGUUGUAUAAAUGUUAAAUGUAAAUUAAUUAGUUGAAUAGCCGCUUUUUCUUAUUAGUUA